Messenger RNA from Oncorhynchus mykiss (rainbow trout), 6793 nucleotides. RefSeq names its product RING finger protein 150. The record is from RefSeq and is a predicted model, not a curated record. Lineage: Eukaryota; Metazoa; Chordata; Actinopteri; Salmoniformes; Salmonidae.
AUGGCAAUGUCCCUCAUCCAAGCCUGCCGCAGUCUAGCUCUCUCAACAUGGCUGCUAUCCUUUUGCUUCGUGCAUUUGCUGUGCCUGGACUUUACGGUGGCGGAGAAAGAAGAAUGGUACACCGCGUUUGUCAACGUUACUUAUGUGGAUCCCGUGACUUCAGAAAUCAAAACAGAGAAGACUGAGUGUGGAAGAUAUGGCGAGCACUCCCCCAAGAAAGAAGCAAGAGGGCAAGUGUUGAUGCCUUUGCUUUUGCAAGAGAGACAAGCUUGCGACCCGAACGCUAAGUAUCCCCUGCCUUAUCAAAACAAUGCUUGGAUGGCGUUGAUAGCUGCGGGGAAUUGUACAUUCAGAGAUAAAAUUCGCAACGUCGCUGCAUUCCACAACGCAUCUGCAGUCAUAAUUUAUAACGUGGGCUCCACUAAUGUCAACGAUACCAUAACAAUGCCUCAUCAAGGUACGGGGGAUAUCGUGGCGAUCAUGAUUCCGGAACCCAAGGGUCGGGAGAUCGCUGCUCUACUAGAACGCAACGUCACGGUGACCAUGCACAUCACCAUAGGAACGAGGAACCUUCAGAAGUAUGUGAGCAGAACGUCGGUGGUGUUUGUCUCCAUCUCCUUCAUCGUCCUGAUGAUCAUCUCCCUGGCAUGGCUCAUCUUCUACUAUAUACAGCGGUUCAGAUACGCCAACGCUCGCGACCGCAAUCAGAGACGUCUCGGAGACGCAGCCAAGAAGGCCAUCAGUAAGCUCCAAGUACGAACCAUCAGGAAAGGAGACAAGGAAACGGAGUCUGACUUUGACAACUGUGCUGUGUGCAUCGAGGGCUAUAAAGCGAAUGAUGUUGUUAGGAUAUUGCCGUGCAGGCACAUCUUCCAUAAAAGCUGUGUGGACCCCUGGCUUCUGGACCAUCGGACCUGUCCCAUGUGUAAAAUGAACAUCCUCAAAGCGUUGGGAAUACCACCCAACUUUGACUGUGGGGAUGACAUUCCGCCAGACUAUGAGAUGUCCGUGGGAGGCCCGCCCACCAACGCAAUCACAGGGGCCAGAGACAUCACGGUGAACGGGGAAGAGAGCUCGGUGGUGCUGGACACGGUGGACAUGGACAGGACUAUAGGGCUGCCUCAGGUCUACCAUGACGCCUACGAGACACUACCACAGGCUGGGGACAGCCGACACAUCGCCAGCAGUGAGCACCAGCCCCCACUGAGCAGCGACUCGGACACCUCCCUUAUCUUGGCUGUGGAGGUGGGUCUUUCCGACAUGGAACUCUCCCUCGGGCAUGACCGUGACGAGGUCAAGUCCUGAGCCAAUCAGAGCCAAGUAAGAAGGAAGCUCACGGGUUCGACAUGGAGAUGAGAAACGGGACCAAAGGGGCAGCGCCUGGCCCCCUGAUGGGAGGUAGUGGCUCCAAAUAAAUAAGAAACAAGCAAGCAAUAGAACCCAUAGCAGUGCAACGCACCUAUCUGUUCCCACUGCCUCAUCUACAGGUUCCUCCUGUCCUGCCUCCCUUUUCUGACUGCUGUCACGUUCAGUACCCAUGGAAACCAGGCAGCCAAUCACAGCUCUUGUCAUUAGCCUCUGGACUGGGGGUAUAGUUUAGCACCUGUGUUAGUUGUCUCCAUGUCACCAUCACUUUAUUGACUCUUUGGACAUGUGACAUUUUGAUUUCUUUCUACGAGAUCAUCACUGCCAACGUAUUCCAGAAUGAAACACGGAAAUCUUUACACCUCGUUAUAGGAAUAUCUAUUUAUACUGUGUAUGGUCAAUAUAAGCCUCCUGCAGCAUGGGCUUUGAGUGUCAUAAACAGUUAGUGCGUGUUCUGAGUGACCAGCAUUUACAUGUGGUAAACUUGAAGCUGAUGUUUUUUCACCACCUCUGCUUGAAAUAAUUUCCAUAACAUUCAACGCUGUUGGUAUUGUAGCAUUUAUACUAUGCACAUGUUGUCAAGCAUUUCUGAAUAUCCGAUUGUUAAAUUGCAUCCUUAUCCUUCAUUUAGGGGUCUUUAGGACCAUCGUUUAAUUCCACUUCUGAAGUACUGUACACCAUGUGUUGUGGGGACCAACUACGAGUUUGUUUUACCACACCAGUUGACAAUCACAGCCCACGGUAAUGGAGAUUUGCAGUGAUGACGUCAGCUACAGCCCUGUUUCAAACUGCUAAAGCUUUAUUAGCACCGCCAGUAACACCGCACAGGAGGCAAUAGUAGUAGCUGUUUGUUCAUGAAGAACAGAUGGGAAUUUAAUUCCAUUUUAAUGUCAUGUCAUCUCCCAGUCGAGCCACCCAAUAGCAUGUGGUGAAAUCUUCUGUUCCCUAACAUAACGUGUGUCUGCAGGUCUGUGCAUUUGCUCUGUGCCAAGUUCUUGCAGUUUUAGUUUUUUGUAUUGAUGUUGCUUCUGUUUCUAGAAGCCAAAGCAAGAUGGCAUUGUGGGUGUUGUUGAGUUCACCCAUUGGUUGGAUAGUGAAAAGCACAUCGAAGUUGUCUGUUGAUAAAAGUAAAUGACAUUUGACUAUAUCUGAACUCGGUGUAUUAGAUAGCCCCUAGUCUGAGACAUCCCAGACCUAGGGCAACCGCACUAGUAUGCUGGAACAUUGGUACAUUGUGGGAAGCAACUGGCCCAUCUAGAGAGACUAGAUAGCCCCUAGUCUGAGAAAUCCCAGACCUAGGGCAACCGCACUAGUAUGCUGGAACAUUGGUAUAUUGUGGGAAGCAACUGGUCCAUCUAGAGAGACUAGAUAGCCCCUGGCGAAGGAAUACCAUGCAUUGGUUGUGGCUUUGGUUGACUGUGAAUUCAUUAUGAAAGAGUUGACUAAACCCUGUUGCAGAUAGUUUGUACCUCUUAGUCAUUUCUUCUGAGGAUAAAACUUUUUUUUUCUUCCUAUGAUGAAUUUCAAAAUGGCAGUUUUUUUUUGUACAUUCGUCGUGUAGGGAAACGAAAGUCUGACGAACAGCAUUUAUUUUAGUAUGAAAAUAAGUUUAUUUUUGUAAGAAAAAGAAAAUGGAGGUAUAUGUUUACAGUCCAGGAGAAAUGGAGUAAGAGAAUAUUUGCCUGGUUUCAAUAGCUCACUGGUAAUGCUAAUGCAUUUUGAAUUACAUGUAUUAAUUCAUGGUUUGUCUUUCCUCCCCUGAUUUUGAUUACUGCUCUGUAAUUGUAUCAAAGGCCAUUUUUUAUUUGAGUUUGAUUCCUCUCUCCUUUGGAGUCCCCUCAAGGUUCUCAACACAUUCAUUUAUUUACAAAUGUGUACUUUCAUCCUUAACAUAUGAUAAUCUUAUAUUACUUUAAUAUGCAACUUAGAUUCGAUUUUCGAUUUUAAAAUCUGCAUGAAAUGGCACAAGGCCACUGUUGUCAUCGAGCAUCUACUGCAUUUCUCUUCCUUACUAUGCGUUCGUUCAUUUAAUCAUUGGUUCCUUUAGGCCGCCAACCAAUCAACAACCAAUCAACUCCCAGUUAUGUAAGAAGCUCAUAUUACCCAUAACCCCCACAUGUCCAUGUCAAUUAGAGAAGGAUUACAGAAUCUAUGGAAUUAAAUCAGUGAUGGGAACUGCACGGUAUGGGAGAAGGGAAGAGAAUGGGGAUUGAGUCAUGGAGGUGUUAAGUGCGCCACCAUAACUCGUGGUAUCCUUGGCCAGAAUACUAGAGAUCCAUUAAAAUAUGGUAGUCCCAUUUAGCCUCUCCACACACAGCUCUACAGUUGAUACUAUGGUCUGAGGGCCCUAGAAACAACUAACAGUAUUUGAUAUCCCUCUGGGGGUUGGUUUCACACACACACACACCACACCACACAGUUUCCAUGUGCCCAUUUGUUUGUAUUGCACAGGGGGACAAGAUAAGAGGAAGCAAUUAAGCUCUGGGGGCAUUUUGUACCAGAAGGAGGGUUUUGAUAGAUGCUGAUUGUAGUGUGUGUGUGUGUGUGUGUGUGUAUGUGUGUCUGACAUCUUCACUUGUGUGAAGCCAGAACAUUUAAAAGCCUUUAAUUGCUUCCUGUUUCAUGUAAGGGGUUGUGUUUAAUUGACUUCACUUCCUGAAAGGUCAUUCUAUCAUUCUCAAACUUCUUACGUCCACUUAUUCCAACAACUCUUUUUUUAAAUGACCAUGAAGAAGCAAUGGCCUUGAUUUGAACGUAAUUUGAAUGAAUAUCUGUGAUAUUCGUAAUGAACACUUGUAGAAACCGGGGUGUUCUUCCAAAUAUAAAGUAAUGAAUGCACAUAUUAUAAUCUUAUAGUAGGUUAUUGUUUACCCCAAUGAUGGUAUAAUUAUGUCAGGUAUACAUAAAAUUACAUAAUAGAAACUCAUCAUUUAAAUAUAGCUUUUAGUUCUCUGUCUUUAACUGGUUGUGUACCAGUUGUGUACUACCUAGAAUGCACUUUUUCACUUGAAGGAGAGUUCUGUAUACUACAACGAAAUGGCACAAAACAUCUUUUGAAUACGGUUGACCUUAAAUGCGGUUGACAGUUGACACGACCAUGUUUUUAAGAGAGAGGGCUACAAUAUUGGAAAUGGCACGUUACAUAAUUGUCACUGUAUAUGUGCUGUUUAAGAGUCUGUGUUAUUUUAUCUAGACUUGUAUACCAGCUGUGGGUUUGGGGAAUGUUACGAAAAUGUUGUAUGCUAUAUCUAGCAGAACUCUACAGUAUUGCUAUUUUGUAAUAUAGAGAAAUAUGUAAAUAUUUUUGGCAGUGUUAAUGAUAUACAGUACAGUUCUAUAGUACAAUGUUGCAUGUGUGUCAGUCAAUGAUUGUGAGGUACAAUACAUUUUAUUGCAAGUUUUUCCAACUGUGGUGAAGCUGUCUGGUUUCUAUUUCGUUAUUGUCGAUCAUGUUUAUGUCAACCCUCUCUGAUACCGUUAGGGUGAGCCAAUGCUAUUGAAAUGAUUUAUUCUGACAUUAUUCAUUGGCCAAUAUGUAAAUGGCCAUCAUAUGUUCCAACGAUAUAAGCUGGUCUCUGCUGUUUCGUUACGAUAUGCACACUAGCACACUACACUACAUGGCCAAAAGUAUGUGGACACACCUUCAAAUUAGUGGUUUCUGUCACACCCAUCGCUGACAGGUGUAUAACAUCGAGCACCCACCCUUGCAAUCUCCAUAGUCAAACAUUGGCAGUAGAAUAUACUGAAGAGCUCAGUAACUGUCAACGUGGCGCCGUCAUAGGAUGCCACCUUUCCAACAAGUCAGUUUGUCAAAUUUCUGCCUUGCUAGAGCUGCCACGGUCAAUUGUAAGCACUGCUAUUAUGAAGUGGAAACGUCUACGAGCAACAGCAGCUCAGCCACGCACAAGCCUAUGAUCACAAUGCCAAGCGUCGGCUGGAGUGAUGUAAAGCUUGCCGCUAUUGGAUUCUGGAGCAGUGGAAAUGCGUUCUCUGGGGUAAUGAAUUAUGCUUCACCAUCUGGCAGUUGAUGGAUGAAUCUGUGUUUGGCGGAUGCCAUCGCACCCUCUCACAUAGCAUUGUAAUUUGAGCCACCUAAUACGGUUAGGUACACUUUUUUAUUUAACUAGGCAAGUCAGUUAAGAACAAAUUCUUAUUACAGUGACGGCCUACCCUGGCCUAACCCAGACGAUGCUAGGCCAAUUGGGCACCGCCAUAUGGUACUCCAAAUCACAGCCAGUUGUGAUGCAGCCUGGAAUCAAACCAGGGUCUGUGGUGACGCCUCUAGCACUGAGAUGUAGUUCCUUUGACCACUGCGCCACUCAGGAGCCCGACACAUAAGAAUGGCUUUCUGGAACGGAGAACCAGCUGGGAGAUUUUAGGGCACUCAUGGGAGGACACGGAUACUUCUAGUGGAAAGAAUGAGAGAUAAUUAUGUUUUAGUACUACUUAGCCUACAUGGGAACACCGCUAAAACUCAUACAUGUGUAAGUGAUUACUGUUAAGAUAUUUUACCAAGGUUUAACAUGAAUGAUUCAAUAAUUAUACUCAGAAACUUAACCAGUAGGGAUUAGAGGUUCUGUAGCAUGGAUAAGGGGUAAUUGGAAAUGAUAACCAUUGUGGAAGAAGGAAUGUAUGUGUGUGUGUGUCUAAAGUAAGCAAAGAGGUCAUUAACCUAUGUUUGAACCGACUCAGCUAUAACUCUGUGGCGAUCAAAUAAGACAGCGAGAGCCCCUCCAGGUUUUCCUUAUCUGGAACUGUCUGCUAAGUGAUAAUAAACUAUGGUGAGACUUCAGGAGUUAAUCCAGAGACAGUGUGUCAGGUAUGGGUGCUAGUGAGUUGGAAUUAACUUUUGAACCUGCUUUGUCCUGGUCGAGAGGAGGAGAUCCAUUUUAUAACCUAUGACGUCAUAUGUGAUAUAUAAGAUGUACAUGGUUCUGUGAGCAGCGCUAUCGAGAAUAAAUGCUAUUGGCUAAUUUUGGUAGACUGGCCUCUUUCUAUUUUAUGCAAAUAAGGAUCUUACAAAUUCUUAGAAACAGACAGUGAUUUUAAUUGAAUUGGUUAAUGAACACAUAUAGGAAUUGUUAAAUUCCUUUGACAAUUUGGUCCUUCGCGCGGAUUUCCAAAAUCUGUCCCUGUCGCCGAAAACAGGCCGGUAUAAUAUCUAAGGCCAACAGAGACGGUGACGGAAUCUCACAAACAUUGCUUUUCCCAGUCUACAAGACGAUGGUAAAUGGUCUUUAUUCUCGAAUUUGGGGGGAAUGAUUUAAGAUAUCUUUGAUUUGAUGUUCUAAAAAUGUUUAGAAUUGAUCAACAAUAGGAGCUUCAUUAUUCCAAACAGAUAAACAGGGUUUUGUAUGACCAAUAUACACAGUUGUAACAGGUCCGCGAUGACCUGAGGGAAGGUGCGCUACCAUAAAUAAAACUCAAC